UUAAGCUAUCUAUGCUUUUAGAAAGAUGUCCCGCAUGCUCAGGUUUAAUUUAUUUUCAAUGCCGCGAUAUCCAGGAAAGGCCCCAACUUAAUAAUUGGAGAAAGUAUAAUGUUCCUGCUAAUGACGACAUUCAACAGUUCUUGCAGCAAGACCUUUUCUGUAAUAACAAGUCAUGUACAUUCUCAAUCUACCGGUUUCACGGCAAAUGUGGAGUUGACGUGGCGCACCACGGAUCUCCAAUUUGGAGAAAUCCCGGGGUAUGCUUCGCAUGUAUAUGGACUAUGCAAAAAUAACAUCACGCACGUCAUAGCUCUCGUAGGGGUAAACAAUUUGAUUUAAGAUGGAUGGAUGACGACCUUAUGCUUUCAGAUAGUGAGAUGGUCUAAAUUUGUCGAAUAGUCUUAUACUUGAUCCCGUGCGUGCGAACCCUUUCAAGCAAGAUGGACCCCAACGCUGCCGCAAAAGACUUUCGUCGUUUCAUUCAAGAGCUGGACGAUGAAGGUGAAAUCCUAACAAUCACAAAAGAAGUCGACCCCCACCUGGAGGUCGCAGCCAUCGUGCGAAAAGUGCACGAAACAGGAGAACAAUGCCCGUUGUUCACAAACCCUAAAGGACGUAAACAUAAUGGGCUGUUUCGCAUUCUUGGGGCUCCUGUGGGGGUCAGCAAGCGUCCUGGAAUGCAGCUUUGCCGGCUGGCCAAGUCAAUCGGACUUCCAUCGUCUGCAACGGGUCACGAUAUUAUCGCGAAAAUCAAUGAGGCCAAAUCGAAGCCUCCAGUUCCUUGUCGAAAACUCGAGUCGGGCCCCGUCAAAGACUACAUCAUCCGUGGUGAUGAUAUAGACUUGACUCAGCUACCUGCCCCGCUUUUGCAUGAGCAUGAUGGGGGGAAAUACAUCGAAACAUUUGGUAUGCAUGUCGUACAGAGCCCUGACGGGAAAUGGACAAAUUGGUCCAUCAGUAGGGGCAUGGUUCAUGGAAAGCGUGAGCUGGUUGGCUUGGUGAUCCCAAAGCAGGACAUCGGAGCAAUAUGGAAUAUGUGGAAGGAGAAGGGAGAAGGCAUGCCGUGGGCCUUGUGUUUUGGAGUGCCGCCUGCGGCCAUCCUGGUCGGCGGCAUGCCAAUCCCCAAGUGGACCAACGAGCCUGAGUUCAUCGGUGCCUUGACCGGCGCUCCGGUUGACGUUGUCAAGUGCGAAACAAACGACCUCUGGAUUCCAGCAAAUGCGGAGAUUGUCCUCGAGGGGUUAGUUUCAAUUAGCGAGACUGCUCCAGAGGGCCCCAUGGUUGAAUAUAAUGGCAUGGUUUACCCCGGGCACACAACCCAAUGCCCUAUCUUCAAGGUCAAUACCAUCACUUACCGACAUGAUCCCAUCCUGCCCAUCUGCGUCGCGGGCCGGGCUCCAGAUGAGAAUUCCACCAUUUGGAGCAUAUCACAAGCUGCAGAGGUCCUGAAUAUUUGCCAGAAAGCCGGCCUCCCCAUCAAAAUGGUUUGGUGUCCAUUUGAAUCACAUUGCUUGUGGUUUGUUGUCCAAGUAGAUCGCUCGAAUCUUGUGGAAAUGCGCACGAAUAUGGAGGAAUUUUGCCGCAGAGUAGGCCACACCGUGUUCGGUUCCAAACCAGGGUGGUUUAUACCAAAGAUCUUCCUAGUUGGCGAUGAUAUUGAUCCAACCAAUCUCUCCGAUGUGAUCUGGGUUGAAGCAACACGCUGUGAGCCGGGCAGGCAUGAGUUUGUUUUCACUGAAUAUUCUAACAUUCCACUUAUACCCUAUGUGACCUAUGGGUUGCCAUCCAAGACCGGAACGAAUGGGAAAGUCGUCAAAUGCUGUAUGCUGCCCGGUGAAUUUACAGAAGAAUCGCUACCGUGGAAAGAAGGAUCUUUCCAGGGUUCCUACCCGGAGGACGUUAGACGAACUGUUCUUGAAAAUUGGACUGCAUAUGGAUUUCAGCCUCUCUAA
Aspergillus alliaceus is the source of this 1952-nucleotide messenger RNA. Its product is annotated as UbiD family decarboxylase. Gene Ontology annotation, cellular component: cytoplasm. The transcript has a single exon. The coding region runs from base 441 to 1952 and encodes 503 amino acids. Gene Ontology annotation, molecular function: carboxy-lyase activity. Gene Ontology annotation, biological process: cinnamic acid catabolic process; ferulate metabolic process. NCBI's taxonomy places the organism in Eukaryota, Fungi, Ascomycota, Eurotiomycetes, Eurotiales, Aspergillaceae. The record is from RefSeq and is a predicted model, not a curated record.